Molecule: messenger RNA, 1155 nt
Organism: Solanum dulcamara
Lineage: Eukaryota; Viridiplantae; Streptophyta; Magnoliopsida; Solanales; Solanaceae
Product: acetyl-CoA-benzylalcohol acetyltransferase-like
Exons: 1
Coding region: 1-1155 (384 amino acids)
Source: RefSeq, a predicted model, not a curated record
AUGGUACAACAACUUGAAGAAUCACUUUCAAGGAUUUUGACUCAUGUUUAUCCUAUUUCUGGUAGAUUUGAUGAAAACAAAUGUUCAAUUAUUUGUCAAGAUCAAGGUGUUACAUUAAUAAAAGCCAAGGUCAAUCGUCGUAUGGACGAUGAAUUCCUCCAACAAGCAUACAACAACUUGGAUUUCGUCAUGGAAUUUUGGCCACAUGACAUUAAGGUCGUGAACGCUACUAAUUUGUUCGUGACACCAAUUAUGUUUGUGCAAAUUACGAUUUUUCAAUGUGGGGGAAUUGCGUUAUCGACAAGCACUUCCCACCCUGCAAUGGAUGGAUGGACGAAUUUUACCUUCAUAUACGAGUGGUCCAAAGUGUGCAAGUUGGGAAUCCCAACUGAAAAAAUCAAUUUCAUGAGCUUUGAUUUGGCUAACAUUUUUGGACCUAGAAACAUAACAUUUUCAGAUCAAGCAAAACCUUUGAACACAAAAUUAGUGGCCAAAAACCAAAUUAUGGAUGAAGUCUCUCUAUCAAAACUCAGAGACAAAUUAACAAACUCUGAAGCAUUAUGCUUUAAGCCUUCCAGAGUUGAAAUGGUCACCGCGAUUUUAUGGAGGUCUCAACUCCGUGCUUCACAGGCAAUAACAGGGGAAAUAAAGCCUUCAGUAAUGUCAUUUCCCUUGAAUUUACGCGGUAAACUUAAAUACCCCGAAUCAACUAAUCCUUUUGGAAAUUUUAUUAUUGACAUUCCUAUAACAUAUGAUCCUAAAGGGAAUACCAAUAUGGAAUUAAAAGAUUUCAUAAUAUUAAUAAGAGAAACAAUGCAGAAAACUCUUGAUUAUUGUGGUGAAACUUCAUCAGCAAAUGAAGUAAUUGAAAUGGUGGCUAAUUUAUAUAACAAAAAUUAUGAAGGAAAAGAAUGGGGAGCUAAUGAUGAUAUUGAGGAAUUUACUUGCUCAAGUUUGACUAGGUUUCAUAUGCAAGAAGCAAAUUUUGGAUGGGGAAAUCCAAAAUUAAUGCAUUUUGGAUCAAGAAACAAUCAAGUUUUUUGGUUGUAUUCAACACAAUGUGGUAAUAGUAUUGGUGUCCAAAUGGAUCUGAAGGAAAAGUACAUGGACUUCAUUCAACAUGACCUAGAAUUCCUAGCUUUUAUCAAAGUUUAA